Salvia miltiorrhiza (redroot sage) is the source of this 3070-nucleotide messenger RNA. RefSeq names its product oxysterol-binding protein-related protein 1D. NCBI's taxonomy places the organism in Eukaryota, Viridiplantae, Streptophyta, Magnoliopsida, Lamiales, Lamiaceae. The record is from RefSeq and is a predicted model, not a curated record. Gene Ontology annotation, molecular function: sterol binding. The coding region runs from base 449 to 2896 and encodes 815 amino acids. Gene Ontology annotation, cellular component: cytosol; intracellular membrane-bounded organelle; membrane. The transcript is spliced from 8 exons.
UGUCAUUUUCCCUGACCGCUUCAUAAUUAUCAGGCAGGCCACUCCCCCCACCCCCCAACAAAAUUCCAGUCACUACCUUUGCGAAUAGGAGCACCACCACCCCCAGCGCACGUUAGCUGCCCCCGCAAUCAUUACGCCUGCCCCAAACCCAUGCAUUUAAGCCCCUCUGCUUAUCCUACGCACCCCCUCCACUGACACCACUCCCAUUAAUUGGAUCUGCAGCUCUACUUCUACCUAUACAUACACACUCCUAUAUCUAUCCGCCCCCGAUCCCUGACACCCAUUUCGUCAUCCUCUCUCUCUACUCAGAUUCUGGAACUCAUCAUAUGUCAUAUUAUCGCAAUCGUCGCCCGAUCGAUCUCCGGUUGGGUGCGGCGGAGCUCCGGCAAUCCAAAGAGUUGCUAUUCCGGGGAUCGGAGCCGAUUCUCGUGGUUUCACCGAUCGAAGCAUGAAUCCUCUGUGCUGCAUUGCGCCGGUGUCGGUCGAAAAGGAUCCAACUGUCGUGAAGUCCCAAACCCUAAGUCAGGAGCUCGUAGUUGAUGGCAACUGCUGCGACGAGAGUGUUAGUUUCAACAACAACAGCAAUGUGAUUCUGCGGCCGGUGAGUUUCAACUCGAGGAGGAGUUUGUCGACCAAUGGCGUCGCUGGCGGAGGCGAUCUGCAGGCUGACAAGUGCGAGGAGAGUGAUGAGAUCAAGAGUGUGGCUGGCAUUUUGUAUAAAUGGGUGAAUUACGGGAAAGGAUGGAGGGAAAGGUGGUUUGUGUUGGAGGAUGGGGUGCUCUCGUAUUAUAAGGUGCACGGGCCGGACAAAAUUGUCGUGGGUUCGGGCCGGGAGAAGGGGGUGAGAGUGAUUGGGCAGGAAAGUUGGAGGUAUAUGAGGAAGGGUAGUAGUGGAAAUGGGAGUGGAAGCGGGAACGCUCUUAGGGCCAAUGCGUUUGGGUCGGGGAAGCAGUGGAAGCCAUUUGGGGAGAUACAUUUGAAGGUCUCUUCUGUUCGGGCCAGCAAGUCAGAUGACAAGAGGCUUUCAAUAUUCACAGGAACAAAAACUCUCCACUUGCGUUGUCAAUCCAAAGAGGACAGAGCUUCAUGGAUUGAGGCACUUCUAGUUGCUAAAGAUAAAUUUCCCAGGCUAUUAACUAGCAAUGACUUGGCACCUUCUGAGGAUUUUGUUGUUACAACGGAGAAGUUAAGAUCACGGCUAGUUCAGGAGGGCAUUAGUGAGACUGUAAUAAACGAUUGUGAGUCUAUAAUGCUAGGUGAAGUUGCUGAGAUGCAGCAUCAAAUGAAGAGUCUUCAACUUAAGCACAUCUUGCUGCUUGACACAUUAAGAAGACUGGAGACAGAGAAGAUUGAACUGGAAACAACUGUAGUCGAUGAAACAAAGGGACGAGACUCUUGCUGUGGACAAGGGAACAGAAGAUUCAGCGAUUUCUAUUCAGUUAUGUCUGAGGGCAGUGCAAGUGACUCAGAUGCAGAUAAUGAGAGUCGAUACGGAGUAGAUGUUGAAACAGAUGAUGAUGAUGGAACCUUUUUUGACACGAAUGACUUUUUAUCUGCUGAGUCUCUAAGGAGUGCUUCCUAUCGUAGCAGAGAUAAUCCAAUGUACAUUCAUAGCCCCUGGGCCGAAAAAGAAUCUUCCUUUUCCGGUCAUUUAAGAGAAGAUGGUACCGGAGUCAAGGCAAUUGAGUUUCCUUAUGUCAAAAGAAGGGCUAGUUUACCAGAACCAAAGGAGAAAGAGAAGCCGGUUGGCCUAUGGUCGAUCAUUAAGGAUAACAUUGGCAAGGAUUUGUCUGGCGUUUGCCUUCCUGUGUACUUUAAUGAGCCUCUAUCCUCGCUGCAGAAAUGCUUUGAAGAUUUGGAGUACUCAUAUCUAGUUGACCAAGCUCUGGAAUGGGGGAAACAGGAAAAUGAUUUGAUGAGAAUUCUAAACGUAGCAGCUUUUGCAGUGUCUGGUUACGCAUCGACAGAAGGCCGGCAAUGCAAACCCUUCAAUCCUCUCCUUGGGGAAACCUACGAAGCUGACUAUCCGGAUAAGGGUCUACGGUUCUUCUCUGAAAAGGUUAGUCAUCAUCCAAUGAUUGUUGCCUGUCAUUGUGAGGGCAGAGGGUGGAAAUUUUGGGCUGAUUCUAACCUCAAAGGCAAGUUCUGGGGUCGUUCCAUCCAGCUUGACCCUGUGGGAGUUCUUACCCUUCAGUUUGAAGAUGGAGAGACAUUUCAGUGGAGCAAGGUCACUACUUCUAUAUAUAAUAUUAUAAUUGGUAAAAUAUAUUGUGAUCACUACGGCACCAUGCGCAUAAAAGGCAGUGGUACUUACUCUUGCAAACUCAAAUUCAAGGAGCAGUCUAUCAUAGACCGGAACCCACAUCAGGUUCAUGGAAUUGUGCAAGACAAUAGGACUGGGGAGAAAGUUGCGGUUUUAAUAGGGAAGUGGGAUGAAGCAAUGUAUUAUGUGAUGGGAGAUCCAAGUACAAAGCCAAAGGGAUAUGACCCAAUGACAGAAGCUGUUUUGCUAUGGGAAAGAGAUAAAUCUGUUACAAAGACAAGAUAUAAUCUCACACCAUUUGCGAUCUCUUUAAAUGAAUUGACACCUGGUUUACGGGACAAGCUGCCACCAACAGAUUCAAGAUUGAGACCCGACCAGAGGCAUUUGGAGAAUGGAGAAUAUGAGCUGGCAAAUGCUGAGAAGCUGAGGCUUGAACAGUUGCAGAGACAGGCUAGGAGGUUGCAGGAUAGAGGGUGGCAACCAAGAUGGUUCGGGAAGGACGAGGAUGGUUGUUAUUGCUACACGGGAGGAUACUGGGAAGCUAGGGAGAAACACGAGUGGGACGGAAUCCCUGAUAUAUUUGGGCAGCCGUGUGAUGUACCAGCCGAGGAGUUAGCUGCUUCUCAGCCGUAGCUCACAAAUUUUGAAUGUCAGGUAGGAAUCGAUUUAUCCUAGCAGCCCGCCCGUUCAUUUCUGUAAAUGGGAAAAAAGAAGAAGCUUAUAUGUACGUAAUACAAUGUUCAGAGUGAGCUUAACAAUGCCAAUUGUUACAAACCUUUUGGUGCAAUCAUCAACUUAUUUACUUCA